This is a messenger RNA of Tilletiopsis washingtonensis, 1740 nucleotides long. RefSeq lists its product as hypothetical. Gene Ontology annotation, cellular component: mediator complex. The transcript has 3 exons. NCBI's taxonomy places the organism in Eukaryota, Fungi, Basidiomycota, Exobasidiomycetes, Entylomatales. Gene Ontology annotation, biological process: regulation of transcription by RNA polymerase II. The coding region runs from base 163 to 1317 and encodes 384 amino acids. Gene Ontology annotation, molecular function: transcription coregulator activity. The record is from RefSeq and is a predicted model, not a curated record.
CUCGUGCUCAUCGUGCUGCCGCUGCGCCCGGCAGCCCCCAUAAGGCGGCGCCGUCUCCGCUGCUCUGCCUGCCACUCCCACCAGCAUCGCAUCCUCCUUACUCCUCUCACUCCGCACCCUCCGCGCUCGCCGCUCGUCUCGCCGCUGACCUCGACGCCCAGCAUGGACGCGCACGCCAGCUCCUCCACCUCGUCGGCGGGCGCCGCGCUCGCGCCGCCGGCGCCGGGCAGCGCCAGCAGCAGCCGCAGCAACAGCGCGCAGGGCAGCAGCUACGUGCUGCGCCGGGCGCCCUCGCCGCGCCUCGCCAGCGGCAGCACCAGCCCGGCGGCGAGCGAGAGCGAGCGCGCCGAGAUGCAGCGCCGGCGCGCCAGCAACGAGAAGAAGGAGCGCGCCAUCGACCGUCUGAAGGAGUGCGACGAGCACCUCGCCUCGCUCCUCUCGCAGGCUGCCGGCUCGCUCUCCACGCUCGUCUCCGUCGCGUCCGACAUCGACCGGCGCACCGCCCAGACGACGCAGCAGCUCGGCGACGACGGCGCAGAGGACGACAUCCUCUCCGUCGGCACGGGCGCCGAGCGGGUCCGUGCCUUCGAGGCAAAGGCCACGGAGUGGUUCGCGACGUUGAACGACGUGCAGUCCUCUCUGCGCACCGCCGUCGCCACGCUGCGCGCCGACUCUCGCAGUGCCCUCUCCGCCGCUGCGCCGCUCAACUCCUACGUCGCCCGCGUGGAGGCCGGCUCGGCCACGCGUGGUCACGACGUCGGGCUGCGCGACGCCUUUGGCGCCCGCGCCUCUACGUCGGCAUCGGGCGAUGCCGAGCUCUCGCUGGGCGCCCUGCGCCUGCAGCACCGCUCCUGGACAGAGCUCAACGGCGCCCUGGCGCAGCUCGCCGAGGACAUGCCGCCGGGCACGGGCAUGACGCGUGACGCUGCCGCCCAGGCUGCCGGCACGACCCGGCCGCCGCUGCACUCGUUCGACAGCUCCACCAGCAUCGCCACGGUGCGGCCACUGGCCUCGUCCAUCAGCUCGGCGCACGACCUGGCCGAGGGCGGCGCCAAGCUGCUGAGCCGCAAGCAGAACGAGGACGCCCGCCUGAUCGGUGCCCUCUUCGGCUUCGGCCUGCCGCCGCGCGACAACAGCAGCAGCACGCGUGCGCCGCGACGCUCGAGCCACGGCGACCGUCGUCGCUCCUCGCCGCGCGCCUCAUCGCAGCCGCUAGCACCCGCCGCUGCCGCUGCCGUCGCUGCCGAGACCACGCCGCCGGCUGCCGGUGCGCCCUCGUCGCCGCUCGUCGAGGCCGAGCAGACGACGGCUGCCUGACAGGACGCGCAGCGGCGCCUUUGCUGCGUCGGCUCCCUGCGUUCCUCUGCGCCUCCACGCGCCCACUCGCGCCAUCAUGCUCGGCGACGUCUCGCCUCUCGACGUCAGUGCCUUGCACCCUCCAUACUCGGACCCACCACCCGAAGCCCACAGCGAGCCACUCCUCGCGUCCAUCUGCGGCUUCUCCGCACCUCAGCCCAGCCCAUCGCGCCCGACCAAGCGCACCUCAGCAUCCUUCCACAUGCACCCUACACACCACACAGCGGCGUCUCUUCUGCCCACUGCAUUCGCUCAGCAUCCCACACAUGCGCUCUUCGCGCUCGUUUCUUCCUCCUCUCGCACUCUGAUGCGCACCUCAUCUGUCACACCCGUCCCGUCUCAUCCAAGCUCGCGGUCAUUAAUGCAUUUUUCUCGUCGUAUCCG